This is a messenger RNA of Frankliniella occidentalis (western flower thrips), 1820 nucleotides long. RefSeq lists its product as uncharacterized. NCBI's taxonomy places the organism in Eukaryota, Metazoa, Arthropoda, Insecta, Thysanoptera, Thripidae. The record is from RefSeq and is a predicted model, not a curated record. The coding region runs from base 291 to 1664 and encodes 457 amino acids. Gene Ontology annotation, molecular function: protein binding. The transcript has 4 exons.
AUUUUAUUUUCUGUAAAGCAGCAUAAGAUUUGAAUCUUUUCUCUCGAUAGUCGCCACGAAUCAAGGUAGGAUAUUCUACCUCUGAUAUUCUGUGUUGGCAUCACUGGACCUUGACGCUGGACGCUGGACUGGGCCCGGAAACAGACAGUUUCUUGUGGAUCGGCGUCGUUACGCUGUGCUGCAAGCCUCUCGUGGACGUGGAUUCUUGACCGGAUCACAAUCCGUUUUUUUCGAGGAAGCCAGUGGUCCAGUUGAAAGAGUCGUCUCGUUUUUGCUGCCUUUGUCGUAUCAUGGAAGUGAUGGAAGUUAGCAAGAUGGAGUGUCUGCCGGAUGACGCUCUGGUCGCCGUGCUUCAGUUCGUCGACAAUGAAGAUAUACUUCAGUGUCGGCUCGUCUGCCGCCGCUGGCGGGACCUGGCAAGUCACCCGGGCGUGUGGCGUUAUCGUCACAUUACAGCCGAGUACCUCCACCUCUCACCGCCGUGCUGCUCUAAACUCAUUCUGGAUGAAGAAAAUCUGGUCAGUUGUGCCGUACUGGCCGCUACCACGACGACCGCGGCCGCUUCUCUGGAUCUUUUUUUCUCACCCUCCUUUGCUGACGAUGCUGAUCCCGAAAUUGAAGCAGUCCUUUGUGCACUGGUGAUACGUCACCAUGGGCUUUUAGGGCGCUUAAAGGAGGUCGGUUUCCAAGUUCACCUCUCCCAAUACUCGUUUGAGAACGCAGGUGUUAUGGAUCUCCUUGGCUCUGUGCUCAGUCUCAAGGGACUGCAAGCUCUGAACUUGAGAGUUACGGAAGGUAAAAUUGAAACACCGUUACCUUUGACUGGUCGCCUAGAUUGGAGCGUGGCACCAUCGUCUUUGCAGAAGCUGAGCUACUACGGUCCGAAGACAGGCGAGCUUCUCAAUUUUCUUUUGAGGACACACGCCUCAACUCUGCGAGAAGUCAAUCUUUAUGGCAUGAACUACUGUGACAAGGUGGUCAAGUUGUUGGCAGACAUCACCCAUCUCGACACCCUUGCCUGCCCGCUUUUGGUUGGGUUGGAGCACCUGCCUCAGCGCCAUUCUCUAAAGUGCCUUAAAAUUAACGUUCUGGUCAAGGACUCUGGGCAUGCUGCACAAACUGCCUUCUCGAGUACCCUGACUUUUCUGCAAACAGCUACCCAACUUACUCGAGUGUGCUUGAGAACGCCCUAUGUAACUGAUAGCUUGUGGACGAUGAACCUCAUCAAGGCCUUGGGGCACUCCCCCCAAUCCGCCAUCUCUUGUCUUGAAUUUGAAAUGAUGAGAACUUCCGAUGAUCAGAUGUGUGACAUCUUAAACAUUGCAUCAAAACUUCCCCUGCUCGAGAAGUUAACAGUGGGUUGUGUCUCGCCGUACAUACUGAGCGCCCUUCAACCCGGCACCAUACCUAAACUUACUGAGUUGUUAGUUGAGAGUGUACAAGGCGACUGCCCUUGUUGCAGCUGGAGAAUGGCUCGUGAUAUGAUAAAGCGAAACCCUCGCUUAAAGUUAACUGUCAAAGAUCAGCCUUAUGGUAGGACGUGCAAGGCGUGCGAGAGGAAGUGUAGAGAUGUUUAUCCGUGGUAUGAUUGCCUUUUCUCAGGACUGACUCUCGAUGUAAUCAAUAAAGGCCGUUGGAAGUUCUGUUCGCUCUCCAACGUGUAAAGUGUUACCAAAGAUAUGUUAAAAAUUGUGAAUGCCUAUAAUUUUUAUAACAACUUGGUCUUCUAAUGGGUUGCUGGUGAAAGCACGGGUCAAUUAGUAUUUUUUGACACAUUUGUUGAGAGACCUGCAAAUAAAAAUAUUUUAUUUGAUUUAUAA